This is a messenger RNA of Drosophila hydei, 1255 nucleotides long. It is a transcript of the gene Urod, whose product is annotated as uroporphyrinogen decarboxylase. The transcript has 3 exons. Bases 114 to 1184 code for a protein of 356 amino acids. Gene Ontology annotation, molecular function: uroporphyrinogen decarboxylase activity. NCBI's taxonomy places the organism in Eukaryota, Metazoa, Arthropoda, Insecta, Diptera, Drosophilidae. Gene Ontology annotation, biological process: heme biosynthetic process. Gene Ontology annotation, cellular component: cytosol. The record is from RefSeq and is a predicted model, not a curated record.
GCGUGCAAUUACUUGUGUAGUUUGUAAAAGGUUUCGUCAAAAUUGACUGUAUUAAAUAAGAAUAGGAACCGUACUCACAUAAUUGUACAACUCAACAAACAUACGAAUUUAGAAUGAAAGACACUAGGCCCUUCCCUCCAUUAAAAAAUGACAAUCUGCUGCGUGCCGCACGUGGUGAAGUUGUGGAUCGUGUUCCAGUUUGGGUAAUGCGCCAAGCCGGUCGCUAUUUGCCCGAAUUUCAGGAAGUACGUAAGCUACAUGACUUCUUCACGGUUUGCCGUACUCCAGAGCUCGCUUGCGAGGUGACGAUGCAACCGCUGCGACGAUUCGAUCUGGAUGCCUCCAUAAUCUUUUCGGACAUCUUGGUUAUACCACAAGCAUUAGGAUUGACGGUAGAGAUGCACGCCGGUGUGGGUCCUGUGUUACCCCAACCCAUACGUACCCCCGAAGAUCUAAAUCGAUUGACUCCAGACGGUGCUCUGUCCCGUUUGGACUAUGUGGGCGAUGCCAUAACGAUGAUGCGUCACAAAUUGGAUGGUCGUGUGCCUCUGAUUGGCUUUACCGGUGCACCAUGGACUCUGAUGGGAUAUAUGAUCGAAGGUGGCGGUAGCAAGACCAUGUCUAAGGCAAAAGCUUGGCUGAAAGACUAUCCGGAGGAUACAAAACUUUUUUUGAAUCUGCUCACAGAUGUCAUAGUUGAUUACCUGGAAAUGCAAGUGGCAGCGGGCGCUCAAAUGUUGCAAAUCUUUGAGUCAUCUGCUGAACAUCUAAGCAAAGAAGACUUCCUGGUUUGGUCUAUGCCCUACCUGCGUCGCAUACGCGACGAUCUGGUAGAUCGCUUAACCAAAAAGGCGGUGCAACCCGUGCCAUUAACCAUUUUUGCCAAAGGCGCUGGCCAUUCGCUUAAGGAGCAAAGCGAACUCGGUUACGAUGUCAUUGGCCUAGACUGGACUGUGGACCCGGUUGAGGCGCGUGCAGUGGUUGGACCUAAUAUAACACUACAAGGCAAUCUCGACCCACAAGAUAUGUACCGCGAUCCCGAUGAAUUACGUUCGCUUACAACAGAUAUGGUUCACAAAUUUGGCAAAUCACGUUACAUUGCAAAUUUAGGACAUGGUAUAACACCACAGACGCCUAUCACGAGCAUGGAGAUACUCAUCGAAGCGGUGCAUAAUGCAUUAUAGAUUAGCAUUAUAAUUUGUUUGCAAUAUCCUCAAAAUUAUGUGAAUACAAUAAAAAUAAUUAUGCCUGGGUU